Molecule: messenger RNA, 1461 nt
Organism: Aureobasidium pullulans EXF-150
Lineage: Eukaryota; Fungi; Ascomycota; Dothideomycetes; Dothideales; Saccotheciaceae
Product: TMS membrane protein/tumor differentially expressed protein
Exons: 2
Coding region: 1-1461 (486 amino acids)
Cellular component (GO): membrane
Source: RefSeq, a predicted model, not a curated record
AUGGGAGCCCUUCUGUCGCUGCCACUGUUGGCCAUCCCCUCGGUUGGGUCGCUCAUGACCUUCGCCGCCAGUUGCUGUGGAGCUGCCACAUGCUCGGCCGUCUGCAGUGCUGCCGGAAAAUGCAACAAUAGCAUGGCUACACGUAUCGCCUACGCCGUCAUCCUCUUGCUCAAUUCGUUGCUGUCCUGGAUCAUGCUCACCGACUGGGCCGUCAAGAAACUCCAACACGUUCUGCUCGAUUUCGCCACAAUCUCCUGCAACGGCAAGGCCUGUUAUGGCUUCACUGCUGUUCACCGUAUCAACUUUGCUCUCGGCUUCUUCCAUUUCAUCAUGGCUCUGCUGCUUAUUGGCGUCAAAAACACCCGCGACAAGAGAUCGGCUGUUCAAAAUGGUUUCUGGGGGCCCAAGUUGAUUGCCUGGAUUGGUCUCAUUGUCAUCUCCUUCCUGAUUCCUGACGGCUUCUUCAUUGUCUGGGGCAAUUACGUCGCUCUGGUCGGAGCUGUUCUGUUCCUGCUCUUGGGACUCGUCCUUCUGGUAGACCUGGCGCAUAGUUGGGCCGAGUACUGUCUGGAAAAGGUUGAAACUACCGAUUCUCAGUUCUGGAAGUCGCUUCUCAUCGGCUCGACCCUGACCAUGUACCUCGGAUCUAUCGUCAUGACCAUUCUCAUGUACAUCUUCUUCGCCGGCUCGGGAUGCUCCAUGAACCAGGCUGCAAUCACCGUCAACUUGAUCUGCCUGUUGAUCAUCUCUGUCAUCAGUGUUCACCCGAUGAUUCAGGAGUCCAACCCUCGCGCUGGUCUGGCUCAAGCCGCCCUUGUCUGUGUGUACUGCACCUACCUGACUCUGUCGGCUGUCGCCAUGGAGCCUGAUGACCACCAGUGCAACCCUCUGGUUCGUGCUCGUGGUGCCCGCAGAACUACCGUCAUCAUGGGUGCAAUCCUCACCUUCUUGACUGUGGCCUACACUACUACUCGCGCUGCCACUUAUGGCCUGGCUAUGGGCACAGGUAAGCCCGGUGGCUACCACCAAGUUGGCGAAGGCGACCACGAGCACGGUCUUGUCGCAACUCAGCCUUCAUCUCGCCGCGAGAUGCGCGCCGAAGCUCUUCGUGCAGCUGUGGCUUCUGGCUCUCUCCCCUCCUCAGCUCUCGACGAAUCCGACGACGACAGCGAUGAUGAUGACGAGUACCCCGGUGCUCACCCUCGCGACGACGAGAAGAACGCCACCCAAUACAACUACACACUCUUCCACAUCAUUUUCCUGCUUUCCACAGCAUGGGUUGCAACACUGCUGACCCAAAACGUCGGAGGCGAUUCGUUGAUCGAGAAGGGCGAUUUCGUGCCUGUGGGACGUACUUACUGGGCUUCUUGGGUCAAGAUUGUCAGCUCAUGGGUGUGCUACGGCAUGUUUGGUUGGACACUUGUGGCGCCUGUUGUGCUCCCCGAACGCUUUGAUUAUUAG